This is a messenger RNA of Closterium sp. Naga37s-1, 762 nucleotides long. The record is from the annotation of a GenBank genome assembly. Lineage: Eukaryota; Viridiplantae; Streptophyta; Zygnematophyceae; Desmidiales; Closteriaceae.
AUGCUACUGGUGGGCGAUUCCAUAAUGGGCAACCUGUACGAGUCGCUGCUGUGCUCCAUUCACACGGGCGGACACGAGGCAGAGGUACUGCGGUAUGGUGGGAGCGGGAUCAGGGGAGGCGUGGGCCACAAGCCGCUGAACAGCGUGAAGGUGAUGUUCUUCCCGACCUUCAACUUCAGCGUCGCCUACAUCUUCUCGCCCUACCUCUUGGACGCCUUCCAGCAGCAGACCAACGGCGGCAAGCGCGGUGGCGCGCACGGCUACGUCGUGAACGUGACGUCAGUGCACCCCACGGUGGUGCGCCUGCUGCCCAAUUAUGACGUGGCGGUGUUUUCGUCCGGCACCUGGUGGUUGCAGAACGUGCCGGGAAGAAAGCAGCCGAAUACUUUUAUGGUGAAUGGGGUGGUGCAGCAGAACAUCACGAAUAUCGAGGCGUUUAGAACGGGGUUAAAAACCCUCGCGAAUCACGUGAAGCAGUCGAAUUUCUCGGGAAUCCCGUUCUUCCUGACCUUCAAUCCCAAGCACGGCUCCGUUAUGCGCACAGCACGGGGUGACGGGGCAUGUGGGGCAGUGCAACCCAUCGGUCCGAAGGGCGCGUUCAAAUGGUACGAGUCGAUACGAACCGCGGAGGAGUAUUUCAAGAUGCAGCGGCGCGUGCUAACGAGCAGCAGCAACAUGCGGGUUGUGAAGCGAUGGGGUAUACCUUUUCUCUAUGGAUUCAAGUCGGAGCACAAUCAGAGGUUUGCUAGAGGUGUGGUGUAA